This is a messenger RNA of Closterium sp. Naga37s-1, 219 nucleotides long. The record is from the annotation of a GenBank genome assembly. NCBI's taxonomy places the organism in Eukaryota, Viridiplantae, Streptophyta, Zygnematophyceae, Desmidiales, Closteriaceae.
AUGUCUCAUCUGCAUUCCAGGAUUCCAUCUCCCAGCAGGGACAAGAUUUGUAUGGGUGAUGGAAUGGAAGUAUCAGGAUUACAAUUGUUUGGAGUUGCAACAUGCUUUCUAGUGGUGUGCCAUAAGAAGUUGAUGCAGUCUCUGGCGGUAUACGUGCUGUGGACAUUGCGAGUGGUAGGUACAGUAAAACUCGGAUGCCCCAGUUUGAAAGAAUGGUAG